AUGAUGAGUGCUAACAAUGUCUUGGCUACUGUGAAAGUUCAAAGCAUUCCAGACAAUUCAAAUGCUAUUUCAAGUGUGGAGAAUACCAACAUGGCACGUUUCGAUAUCGAAACGAAAAGCAUGGAAGAAAAGUGCAAGCAAGCACCAAUCAAUCCAGAACUUAAUAUCGACUGUAGUAGAUCGGGGUUUCGGGUAUUAACAUAUAAUUUAUGGUGCCAUAGAGUAGUGGGUGGGUGGCAUUCAUCUCGAAGAUUAAACACUUUUACUUCCUGGCUGUUGGAUAAUUCCACUCCGUUCUAUGAUAUUAUAUGCUUACAGGAGGUAUUUGUAUGCAAUCCAUUAUUAUUAUUAAAUUAUGGUUCUGGUCAACGGGCAAAUUUAAUAAAGACAGUAAAAUCCAAGUAUCCAUAUAGUUAUACAGCUGACUCUCCAUGGUUUGGUGUUCAAGACAGUGGUUGUUUAAUUUUAUCUGCUCAUAAAAUACAGCCGUGCCACCAGGAGCCAUUCAGUGGCUGUAGUUUAUCUGAAUUGGUAACUCAUAAAGGCUAUAUGUGCUGUAAAAUUACAAUUACAAAUAAAGAUCUAAUAGUUAUUAAUACUCAUUUGAAUGCAGGAAUGCAAAACUCAGCUGCGAUUCGUGCAAGGCAAUUCGUACAAAUCAAUGAUCAUAUUACUACUUGUCAUGCUGGCCAUAGAGUUAUAUUAUGUGGAGAUUUAAAUAUAGAAUAUGGUAGCAAAGAAUACAAUGAUAUGCUGCAAUCUCUAUUCAUUAACAGAUUAAUGGACUCGACUCCCAAAGCUGGAGCUACUUAUGCCCGAUCAAUUCGUUUGGACUAUAUUUUAACUAAUCAAUAUGUUUCUUCAAUAGGCUCAGCUGUGGUUUCAGCUGAUGAAAAGAAUCAAAAUGAUCCAAAAUUAAUGGUUUCAGAUCAUGAAGGCUUAGAAGUCACACUUAAAUUCACUAACACUGAGCCUCCCAAUGCUCAGAUUACAAUAGUCCCACGAUCCAACAAGGCUAGAGCAAGACAAAUAAAAGGACUAGCAGCAUUUCUAGCAACUGUAUUGAGCGCUAUCAUAUAUUAUUAUCUCUUUCAAUCACAACUUGAUUCUCAUCAUUAA
This is a messenger RNA of Rotaria socialis, 1119 nucleotides long. The record is from the annotation of a GenBank genome assembly. NCBI's taxonomy places the organism in Eukaryota, Metazoa, Rotifera, Eurotatoria, Philodinida, Philodinidae.